AUGGGCCACUUUGGUGGACUUUUUCUUCUAAUUUAUUUGCUAAUCUGUGGUAAUAUUUCAGGUCAUGCACUACAAGCCUGCCAGGACGAGGCGCUCUUCCUGUGCAGCAGUGGGCGAUGUGUCCCGGAGGUCAAGGUGUGUGAUGGACAUACAGACUGUGAUGAUGGCACGGAUGAACUUCACUGCGUGGAGAGAGUAUGCCAAGAGUUCUUGUGUCAAGAUGGUGGCUGUGUAGCCAGGAAUGUGCUCUGUGAUGGUACACCAGACUGUAUAGACGGCUCUGACGAGACACAGGAUACCUGCGGUGUGCGACGAUGUAAGGAGGAUGAGUUUACGUGCCACAACCGGCGGUGUGUGGCCCUUCAUUUUCAUUGCGACGGAGUUGAUGACUGUGGUGACGGGAGUGAUGAAGUGUCCUGUCAGAACUGUACCAGCGAUUCCUUCUCCUGUGGCCGGCUUGGCCCCUGCCUGCCCCGGAACUGGCUAUGCAACGGAAAGGCUGAUUGCCCUGAUGGGCAGGAUGAAGGCAGCGUCAUGUGUCCAUUGCUCCCCCUCCCAAACCCUCACACAUGUUCAGCCUCUGAAUUCCAGUGUAGUGAUGGGGAGUGUGUGCCUGGCACCUGGAAGUGUGACCGUUCCCCCGACUGCUCUGAUGGCAGCGACGAGGAGAACUGUGGUGAGAAUGAGUGUCUUGUGAACAAUGGAGGCUGUUCCCACCUGUGUGUGGAUCAGACCCUGGGUUUCCUCUGCGAUUGCCCCAGUGGCAUGAGGCUGGUCGGGCACAGCCAGUGUGAGGUAAUUGACAGCUGUCUUGACAGCGACGUGUGCAGUCAGUUGUGUGUUCACGUUAAUGGCCACUUCUCCUGUGUCUGCCAUGAUGGGUACCAGAUGAGCCCAAAGACUGGGGAAUGCAAGGCCAAAGGAGAAGAGGCCCGGUUGGUUUUUAGCAGUUCUGAAGGUGUGCGGUGGAUCAGUACCACUGGAGCUGAGUACACAGAACUGGCCGCUCAUUUGCGAGGACCAGGGCCCAUGGCCGCCAUAGCUGCCAGUCACACGCUGUACUUGGCCCGGCAGAGACAUGGAUUUAUAUAUAGGGUCUCCAUGGAUGGAAAACCCCAGAAGCCUGUGCUGGUGCUUAAAGGUCAGGGUUCAGUGUCGGGUCUGGCAGUGGACUGGAUUCACCUCCUCUUGUACUGGACUGAUAGGGAGGCUGGCUCUAUCAACGUUGCCCUGCUGGAUGGCUCGGCACAGCGACUGCUUAUCGCAGGGCUGGACAAGCCUACCGCAGUUGCUGUGGAACCUUUUCUAGGGUUGCUGUUUUGGUCAGAGAGCGGCAACUCCCCAAAGAUUGAGAGGGCGAGCUUGGACGGCCAAGAUCGGAUGUCACUUGUUAUUUCCUCAAUACACAACCCUGUGGCUGUCUGUCUGGAUGUGACUCGUCAGUUGCUGUACUGGGCUGACCGAGGGAUGCGGACCAUCUCCAGGGUUGACUUCCAGGGCCGUUACCGGAAGACGGUGGUGGAGUCUAAUGGUUACCUGGACCGGCCUGUCGGACUGGCUGUGUUUGAGGGGCGGGUGUUCUGGACAGAAGAGGUCACCCGGUCUGUCUGCAGUGCCAACAAACACAAUGGUAGUCACUUCCAAGUCCUCAGAACCGGCAUCGUCCCUCCGGGGGAACUGGUCCUCGCUCACCCCAUCCUUCAGCCACAUGGGCCCGCUGUGUGUGGCAGUACUGGGAAGGUGUGCCAGCACUGGUGCAUCCCUGACCUUUUCUCUGACACUGAAAAACCGCAGUUCAUCUGUGCUUCUGACAAGACAGGACCAAGUGAGGAUAAUGAAACAGCCAUCACCCGGACUUUACCUGAGCCGGCUCUAACUGAUCCAACGUUUACUGCAAUCCUCUCCCUCAUCGUGUUCCUCAGUGUGCUGCUGGUUGGAGUGACUCUGUGGUGGUGGAGGGAAGAGCUUUGGCCUACCAGGAAUCACACUGUGCAGAGCUUCUCCCUCACAGAGUCCCAGGACCCACUCAUCCGGGACCCGCCCAGAAGCCCGCAUGAAAUGCUGCUUAAGAUGAACUGUGGGCACGACUGAGCCAGUGAAUGAGCGAGUGUAUGCCUGGGGUGAUGGCAUAGGUGUUCACCAACUUCUGCUAGUCUGACUUCACCCCUUCCUGUCUCAGCACUGCGGGAGCACACAGGAGCUGAUCAACACUGACCUACAUGCUCCUUGGCUGGGUGUAUGACUCCCAGGAAAACUGUCCAAGAUUAAUGACGGUCUUUAAGUAGGGCAGACUUUGGAUUUUGGUCAGUGUUUCUUUAUAGUCUGUUAACCAAGUUUGCUAGGUAUGCGGUAGGAAAAACAUUGCUGUUAGUCCCAGAGAAUAUAAUGCACUUUUUGGUUGUUGAUGUUGUCUGUGUAUUUUCAAGAUUCAAGAAUACUUUAUUUGUCCGGAAAUAAAGGCUACCAUGUAAAAAAUACAUACAUGCAUAGUGCAAUAAUAGUCAAUAAAGUGCACUCAAAUACGUGCAACACAGCCCCUCAUUUCAGACCCUCCUUAUGUCCUGAGUUUAGGAAAUUCACUGAUGGAGGGAUGAGAGAGAUUUUAUAUCCGUUCAGGUAUAUUUUCCUGUAUUUAAUAGGAACCCUGUAGCA
This is a messenger RNA of Lampris incognitus (smalleye Pacific opah), 2652 nucleotides long. RefSeq names its product low-density lipoprotein receptor-related protein 8-like. Gene Ontology annotation, molecular function: protein binding; calcium ion binding. NCBI's taxonomy places the organism in Eukaryota, Metazoa, Chordata, Actinopteri, Lampriformes, Lampridae. The record is from RefSeq and is a predicted model, not a curated record. The transcript is spliced from 15 exons. Bases 1 to 2091 code for a protein of 696 amino acids.